Molecule: messenger RNA, 1440 nt
Organism: Closterium sp. NIES-65
Lineage: Eukaryota; Viridiplantae; Streptophyta; Zygnematophyceae; Desmidiales; Closteriaceae
Source: the annotation of a GenBank genome assembly
AUGGCAAGGGAGGAAGGGCCCACUGCACCUAAUGAGGUGGUGAACAAUGCUGCUGAGAUUGACCUCAAUCAAGAUGAGGCAAUGGAUGACCUUGAGCUGGAUGAUAUUGAUGACUUGGACCUGGACCUUGGGGAUGAGCAUCACCAUGGUGAAGCUGAGAACCAUGAUGAAGCAGAAAACCAUGGUGAAUCUGAUAACCAUGGUGAAGCUGACAACCAAGGGGAAGAGGAUAACACCAGUGAAAAGGAGAACACUGGUGAUGAAAAUGACUUCACUGAGAAUGAAGGCAUGAGUUAUCCUAUCUCCGAGGAGAUUGUCCAACUCCAGGCUAAAGUGGCAACUCAAAAUACCACCAUCCUGCAGCAGCAGACAUCCAUUGAUGGACUCAAGAAGCACACUCAGGACCUCGAGGCUAGGCUGAGUAUUACCAUGAAGGAGGUUACUGAGUUCCGUCGCAGCCUGGGCACUAAAAACCGCCAAAUUGAGUGGCUUCAGAAAACUUGCAAGAAUCUGCAAGCAUCAUUCAACAAGCUCAAUGAGCAGUUCACCCAUCUUAGGAGGGAGGGUAUUUACGAACCUCCUCCUGGGCGUAGGCCCGCUCCUGCUGCUCAGCCGGCACCCGCUCUGCCCGCACCUCCGGCGACGGAGGUGCAGCCUUGGCUUGAGCUGGUGCAUGACACCAUGAUCCUUGCGAAUGUGCGUCCUGAGGCUCGCGUUACUGCAGCCACUCGUGCAUUGGACGAGGUGGCCCGCAGGGCAGUGUAUGGCGCUAAGAAGCAGGCGCAGGGACCAUUUGGGUGGCCGGAGUUCUGCACUGCGCUGAAAGAGGCAUUCAUGGUCAAGAAGUCCGACCUGGAACUGCGCGGACGCCUUGAGCGUAUCAAGUGUCAUGACCGUUCGGUGCAGGAAUAUGCUGUAGAGUUUGAGGCCGCAGCACGCUCGCUCCGGAAGCCCUUGUCUGAGGAGGAGAUGAUGCACGUCUUCAUGAAAGGCCUCCCUGUCAACCUGCAGGAGGCACACAUGACCGGCGGCAUGACCAAUUGGGCGACUUACAAGGAGAUGAAGGAGCAGGUGAUCAAAACUGACACCAUCAUUCGCACAUACAUCCAUGGUCAUGCAAAGCCAGACCUGCAGCCCCGUGCAGAGGGCUCUGGUGGUCGUGAAAACCGACCCCAGAAUGCCAACGGCGGAGGCGGUUGGAACAAGCGACCCUUCCAGCAGCGUGAUCACCAGCCUGGACCACAGGCCAAGAGGCCUAACGGGGGGGAAGGUCAUGGCCCUAACAAGCCCGACUUCUCCAAGAUGAGGUGUAACGGCUGUGGAAGGAUGGGACACAUCCAAAAGCUCUGCCGUGACAAGAACGCUAUCAAGUAUUAUGGGAAGCCUAAGCCAGGCGGCGCUGGACCUUCUGGAAAGAAGGAUUUUCAUAAGCCCAACUAG